Messenger RNA from Batrachochytrium dendrobatidis JAM81, 345 nucleotides. RefSeq lists its product as uncharacterized. The transcript is spliced from 2 exons. The record is from RefSeq and is a predicted model, not a curated record. The coding region runs from base 1 to 345 and encodes 114 amino acids. NCBI's taxonomy places the organism in Eukaryota, Fungi, Chytridiomycota, Chytridiomycetes, Rhizophydiales.
AUGCCUGAACCAACUACUAUAGCCGAUACAGAGUCAGACUCUCCUUUGCAUCCGCUCUUUCAACCCGAUGCUCCCUUGGAGCUAUCACAAACAAGCACGCUUGAAGAACUCAUGCAAGAGCUGCGUGAUCUUUCUACGUUGGAAGAAUCAACCUCUGAAAGCCUGAAUAUUGCACAACUCAUGAGUCAACUGACAUCGGCAGAAAAGGCAUUGGAUACUCUGGGUAGCAAAACCGACAAUCUACUUGCUAAGCUAGAUGCAAUCCUUGUCGAGUCUGGCGAGGCAGACGAGCAACUAAGCGAGUUAAAGACCACUAUACAGGAUUCUAGUAGUGUAUCAACAUAG